UUAUAACGAGAAGAGACGCAGAAGUGUGGAGUACGUUCCAAUAAUAUUGUGUGUAACGCAGUGCCAAAUGUGCUCUCAGCUGAAAAAUGUGAACACGGAGCGAGAUGUUAUGAUUCAGUUGCUGAUGUAAGGAUGAUGACCAGGAUGGCAAGGAUGGAACAGGUCAUAUUAAAUGAAAUAGAAUGUCCAGUGUGUUAUGAGCACAUGUCUCGUCCAAUUAUACUGUGCAGAAGUGGCCAUAACCUUUGUCAUAACUGCAAAAAAUGUAUCUCAAAGUGUCCAGUAUGUAAGGAAAAAUUUAUUACAAACAACCUGGCUCUUGAAGCAAUUACUGAUAAGAUAAAGUUGCUACAGAGUGCCAUAACACAGCCUGGUAAGCAUCGAUCACCAUAUGACCUCCUUGAUGAAAAUCGAACCAAACUUGUGUUUGCUGAAGAAGUGAGUAGACUCAUCCUAAGAGAAAUCAAGUGUAAAUUCUGCCUAAAGUAUUAUUUCUCACCAAUAUAUUUCUGUGUUAAUGGACACAGUACAUGUAAGGAUUGCAAAAUGUGUGCAACAUGUUUGAGCUUAGCCACAAGUGGAAGAAAUUUUGCUUUAGAGACAAUAGUCAGAAGUGCUGAGUACCCGUGCCAAUACAGGAAUUUUGGUUGUGCUUCCAUCUUGACUUUACCACAGAUCCAACAUGAGGAGGUAUGUGAAUACAGACCAGUAAGGUGCCCACUGUUUGACAGUACGGGGGUCACAUGUCUCUGGACUGGCGUACGCGAAGACUUCAGAACUCACGUAACACAUGAACAUGUUGCAUGUAAUGUACAUGAAGGCACAGUUAUAAAUCUGAAUAUCAUGUACACAUCUAACACUGUAAUAUUUGCCCUAAGUAAGAUGUUUGUUAUGUCAAUUCUAAUUAAAAACGGGGCUGUCUUUUAUAGGCUAAACUUAGAAGGUCCUUUUGAUGACCUCAACAAAUACAAGUGUAAACAUGUGCUGCUCUCUGAUGAUAAUGUCAUAACUACAUUUGUGUUUUCUCCUUCACCAAAAUGGAUUGAAUUUUCAGGAGGAAUAUUUAUGGACUGUGUAGCUUCUACGCUUAUACUGAAUGUCAGUAUCCACAAUACAUAGACUUCUCUGUGGCUCACAGAUUCUGUGCAAAGAGGUAUGACUGAUAUCACAGCUGACUGGUUAACACUCAUAAUUUUAAUUCAGGACAUCCUGAGAUCAAAUAAAUUCUGCAAAGUAUCCAGAUAAGCUAUGGCUGCUUCAAUGUUCUUUUUAAAUCACCAUUCAGAGUCAUCAAAUCAUUUGAUACUGUAUAAUGCCUGCAGCUGUAAAAGCACUAAAUAUCUCAGGAAUCAAUCAAUCAAUCGGUAAGUCAGUCAACUAGCACCACCAAACAGCUUAAAGGCAACAAAUGGUACAAACAUUCACAUGUCUGUCAUGUAAUUCAGUAAUUCAUAGGUAUGAGAGUCAUAUUUAUUGCGACUGAUUGCAAAGUUAUUUAUUUUAUUUAUGAUGAAAUUUAAAAUGUUGUACCUUUCCACAAAUCUUGUAUGCAGGAGGCAUGAAAUGCAUACAGGCUCUGAUACGGAAAAUGACCGCUUGGAUGGUUAAGGAAAUGGAUAUCAUGAAGUUAGGCUGUAAGGGUGGCUGGUCAAUGGAACCGGCUCAGGAUCAUGUCCAAUGGCAGUCUCUCAUAUAAGCAGUCUUGGACAUGUUGUUUAUAUUAAAAAGUAAUUCAUUUCUACAUAACCAUCUUAAAUGCAACUUAUUAUCUAGUCAUGUUGUGUUGUUAAUUGGUCUAUGUAUGUAGAUAUUUACCAUGUACACAGACCAGUUAACAACCUAACUACUCUGGCAGUGUGGAAGAACCUAAAGCCAUUGGUGCAUACAUAAUAAAACUUAUGAUAACACUACAGCGACAUCCUUAUGAACUGCACAAAUAACAUAUAUAUUACACACGCCUCAAAGGGAAUGCUGCGUGAAUAAAUUCAACGAUGAGAAAUACAAGUACUCAGGAAAAAUAUCUUUAAAAUGAAUGAAUGACGACAAGGAAAAUAUUGGGAUGUUAAUUAAUUUUAAUUAUGAAAUAUCACGUUCACAUGUUUGUGCAUUGUAUCGUUGUAUACAUCCAACGAUACAAUGCACGCAGCCACAACAGUAGAACACAUCACAAGACAUAAUAUACACACAACAUUAGAAACAUAAGAAGAACAACCCUCAUGUGGAUGAUCAGUAACAUACACGAAUUUAAAAUAUGACGUAUGAGAUAAUAGGUUUUAACAAGUUUAACAUAUAAAGGCAAGCAGUGAAAUGGU
This is a messenger RNA of Cryptotermes secundus, 2312 nucleotides long. Its product is annotated as probable E3 ubiquitin-protein ligase sinah. Gene Ontology annotation, molecular function: ubiquitin conjugating enzyme binding; ubiquitin protein ligase activity; zinc ion binding. Gene Ontology annotation, biological process: multicellular organism development; proteasome-mediated ubiquitin-dependent protein catabolic process. NCBI's taxonomy places the organism in Eukaryota, Metazoa, Arthropoda, Insecta, Blattodea, Kalotermitidae. Bases 133 to 1119 code for a protein of 328 amino acids. The transcript is spliced from 2 exons. Gene Ontology annotation, cellular component: cytoplasm. The record is from RefSeq and is a predicted model, not a curated record.